Messenger RNA from Funneliformis mosseae, 375 nucleotides. Lineage: Eukaryota; Fungi; Glomeromycota; Glomeromycetes; Glomerales; Glomeraceae. The record is from the annotation of a GenBank genome assembly.
GCACCAAAGACUCCAAAAGUCAUAAUACUAAGUAAUAAUUAUUGUAUACAAUGUGAACAAAAGGAUAAAUAUAUUGAAAAGUUAGAAAGCUUGGUAAAUAAUACGCAAAAUUUUGAUAAAUCAUCCAAUGUUGGAGCAGCGGAUUUAGAUUAUUCUUCUAAUCAAAUUAAUCAUGAGCUAUUUGAAGGAGUUGGAAUGCAAUUACAAAAUCAAUUUGCAACUCCGACAAUCACAUUAACAACUAUCCAGACAGAAAUGCCUUUAGAGAUGCAAAAUCAAAUGGGUCCGACAACUAUCUUAACGCACACGUAUGAACCAGAAGAUUUUGCAAUAACAUUAGAUUUGAGUCCUUUCAACGUACCCAAACAAUAUUAA